Molecule: messenger RNA, 2331 nt
Organism: Achroia grisella
Lineage: Eukaryota; Metazoa; Arthropoda; Insecta; Lepidoptera; Pyralidae
Product: START domain-containing protein 10-like
Exons: 6
Coding region: 3-1085 (360 amino acids)
Molecular function (GO): lipid binding
Source: RefSeq, a predicted model, not a curated record
GGAUGGGCGGCGCGGGUUGGGCGCGCGGCGAAGCGCGCGUAGCCGACGACUCCGAUUUUGAGACAUUAAAAUCCUUACUAGCAUCUGAAGAAGGUUGGACGUUGGAGUACGAGAAAGAAGGAGUCAAAGUGUGGGCCGAGGACGCCGCACACGGUGCCCUAAGAACUGUAAAGGUUGUAGCUGAGUUCGACGAUGUGGAACCCGAAGCCUUGUAUGAUGUGCUGCACGACCCAGAGUACCGGUCCGUGUGGGACACCCACAUGCUCGCCGCUGAGGAUGCAGGGCAUAUUAAUGUCAACAAUGACGUUGGAUACUACGCGAUGUCAUGCCCAGCACCUCUCAAGAACCGCGACUUCGUGCUUCAGCGGUCGUGGUUGGAUACAGGCGACGAAAAGAUGAUCCUAAAUCACUCAGUCUACCACAAGGACUAUCCACCAAGGAAGGGAUUUGUCAGGGCAUUGUCUCUUCUUACUGGCUUCGUUGUGCGCACACGGACCACUAGUGGGAGCUGGCUGGGCUACGUGUCCAGAUCAGACCCUCGUGGAGCAUUACCAGCUUGGUUGGUCAACAGGGUGACGGCGCAGCUGGCUCCACGCCUUGUUCACCAACUGCAUGCUGCAGCACGGCGAUAUCCUGGUUGGAAGGCUCUGACAGAUCUACCCUACCAUAAGCCCUGGAGGCACCCUGAGCAAGUGCCAUCGUAUAGGAUUUCAUUAGCCGAUUGCAUAGACCCUGACGCACCGCCUCCUCCGGAGGAACCGAAACCGGACACCUCUAAAAAUAAGCUAGUAGUGCCGUCAACAAGAGAAAUUGAAAGCCACAGCGUUGAAGAUCUUGGAGACAUAUCAUCAGAAUUCAGCGUAGAAGUAGAAGAGGAACUGCCAGAUUUAACCCAAGACCCAACUAAGAAAAAAGGCAAAUUCUAUAAACUCGUUAAGUCAAUGAAAAAUAGAAGAAAAAGCGUACAAGUUGCUAAGAGUGCUGAUAAUCUUGUUGACAGUAAACCCCUAGAAGAUAAACAGGAGAAAAAGAAAGGUUUUAAAUUUCAUCGCAGAUUUAGUCUCAGUAGAGGUAGAGAGGAUUGACCAUAUUUUAUUGAUUGAUCCAAAAACACAAUAUCAAACUGAUACACUCCAUAUCAUAUAUGUAGUUAAAAAUUUUUGUUAAAACCUAUUUAUUUAUAUUAAAAACAAAUUUUAACCGUUAGACUGACACGUUCUUUGAAAUGAAAAACAUAUUUUAACAAAAAAGGAUAUAAAAAAUUUGGUACCUUAAAUACAUAGCAAUAUAAGAAAAAACAGUUUAUACGAGUAUUUCAGUAAAUUAUUAAAUAGGAAAUAUCACUGACGAAAACUAUCAUUUCACGGACAUUCUACAAUUCCAACUCAGUUAUAUAUAUUCUAAAUAAGUAUAAUAUGUACUCAAUGUAUCUUUGUUGUUUGAAAAUAUUUACAUAUCUUACACAAACGCACAUGUAAGUUUGAUGGAGGUUAAGAUUAGAUAAUUGCUAUGGCUCGCCUGAAUCUUUCUUCUAGUAUAGCUCUUAUAAUAUAAUCAUUUUUACUUCCAAAUAACGCUAGCAUGAAUAUAGUAGGUACAGUGCUGGCGAGUAUAUAUAUCUUUAUGAUAUUUAAUUGGUUUUAAUAAGCAUAUAUAUUAUUAUAGUAUUAUACAUUUAGUUUUUAAAACUAGUUUUCAAAUAAAAUAAAACAUGAUUUCUUUCGUACUUUUUAUUCAAUAAAAAUGAGUAUUCUCUAGCACUUCUGUGUUUAUUCGGAUAUAAUUUGUAAUAUUUCACUGUACGGCGCGUCGUACGUUUGCUAUUUGGUAAUAUUCCUGACUAUUUGGUAGAUUCCUAACUUUCAACCGAAACGAAGUAGUAAUGUGUUUGUCAGUUACCAGCAAUAAAUAUUUGUCAUUGAAUUGGGAUAAAUCAAUACAUUUAUCUGAAUUCAACGAAAGUUGACAAAUAGUUAUAUUUUUCGUUUCAUUAUUCUUCUAAACCCGUUAUCAAUUUGUAACUAUGGCACUGUACUAAAAUUAGCAUUAUUUGGUUACGGCUAUAUAUUUUUAUUGAGCAUUUAUAAUAAUAGGUGCCACAGACAGCACUGGAAAAAAUAUCUGAUUAAUAGGUCUAUGGUAUCUUUUAUUUUAAAUGCUCUUCAUCUAUCACUAAGUACUUGAUUAUCUUUAAUACUAAAGAUUAAGGCAGACAGAGAAGGGGUUAUUUAAGGGUUAUUUUUAUUCACUCCUAUAAUCGACUUUUAACUUUAAAGAGCUUACUAAUAAAGUAAAUAAGUAAUAGCUAAACUUUACGUCAAGUAUACAUGU